Messenger RNA from Spathaspora passalidarum NRRL Y-27907, 411 nucleotides. RefSeq lists its product as uncharacterized. Lineage: Eukaryota; Fungi; Ascomycota; Pichiomycetes; Serinales; Debaryomycetaceae. The transcript has a single exon. The record is from RefSeq and is a predicted model, not a curated record. The coding region runs from base 1 to 411 and encodes 136 amino acids.
AUGAAGUUCUCAUCUGCUGUCUUAUUAUCCGCCGCUGCUGGUUCCGCUUUAGCCGCUGGUUCUUCCGCUGGUUACAACACCACUGAAACCGCCACCGCUAUCUCCACCACCGUCAUCACCAUCAUCUCCUGUAAGGACCACUCUUGUACCCCAGUUCCAGUCACCACUGGUGUUACCACCGUCACCAAGGUUGACACUACCUACACCACCUACUGUCCAUUAUCCACCACCUCCGCUAAGCCAGCUCCAGCUACUUCCCCAGCUCCAGCUCCAGCUACCACCCCAGCUACCACCACCAAGGCUCCAGGUACCACCUCCGUCCCAGCUGUUGUCACCCCAACCGGUGCUGCCGCUGUUGUUGGUGCUCCAUUAGUUGCUGCUGGUUUAAUGGCUGUUGGUGCUUUAUUGUAA